CACGAUACAGAAAUAAAUACACAUGUAGAGGCGGCUGGCCAGUGGGAGCUAACAGGGCUUAGCUGAGCUGCCUUGGUGUGUCAGUGAGGGCUGACCGGCUGCCAGACGCUGCUUUAGCUGGGCAAACAGCUGAAGAAAGGACUGUGCCUGUGGCCCCGAGACCAUCUUGAAUUUUCCACCAGAUCUGGGAUUAUUCCUCAGCACCGGGACACAAAAUGACCAUGGUACUUGAGCUGAAGAAUGUGCUUCUGAGAGCUGGAGAUCAGCUGAAGGUGAAGGGAACAAUUCUGCAUGAUGCUGAGAGGUUCCAGAUUGACCUUGGCUGUGAUGCAGAUGACCUGGCGCUGCACUUUAACCCACGUUUCCAUGACGAUUCUGAUGGAGCCGUGCUCGUGUGCAACUCCAAGGCUUCUGGCUGCUGGGGUGAUGAGCAGCGGGAACUACACAACCCUCUGCAGAGAGGCGCGGAUGUCAAGAUUAUACUGAAGCUGGCUGGAGACAUGUUUGAGGUGGAGCUUCCGGAUGGACAGGAGGUUCACUUCCCCAACCGUGACGGCAUGGACAUCAUCAGCUACAUCAGAGUCACAGGGGAUUUCAAACUUACCUCCCUCAAGAUCUGCUAGGAGAGAGACGGUCUUCACACAUGCAUGCUCUAUUGAUCAGUUUAGUUAAUGACCUCAUUUACAAAGCUGUGUUAGUCAGUAUUAGAAACAACAACUAAUGAGAGAUCCAGUCUAUGAAUAAUUCCAGCUUGAAGAAUGUUUUAUUUAAAAAUGUGGAUCGGUAAUAUAAAAGGUGUAAACCCAAAUGGCUUUAUGUUGUCACUGAUGCAUCAUUUUCAUAACUGAUGAAAUAAUGUCUCUGAAACAUGUGCUUCUCAUACAGAAUAAAAGAGUGAGGUCUGCACACUGCUCAGCUCCCAGUAAAUAAUUGUAUUCUCCUUUUUGAGCCUCAAAAAAAGAGAAAAAGAGAACUGUCUUGCACCUGAAUGAUUUGCCUGGUUGUGCACACACUUGGUCUCCUCUUCUUCUUAUAAAGAAUAUAAUGAUUUACACUGACGUUACAUAUAAAUCCAGUUUGGUACAUGCAAAAAAUGACAGCAAAAAAACAAAAUAGAACAAAACCCUCACGUAAUAUAUACACCAAUAAGAAUAUCAAGGCUAACUGGAUUAAAUGAAAGUUAAGGUUCAACAUAGUUAAACACUGAAAAAAGGCCAUUUUUCUUAUCAUGGAUUAUCAAUUCUUAAAGAAAAACAUGUAACCUAA
Molecule: messenger RNA, 1266 nt
Organism: Myripristis murdjan (pinecone soldierfish)
Lineage: Eukaryota; Metazoa; Chordata; Actinopteri; Holocentriformes; Holocentridae
Product: galectin-2-like
Exons: 5
Coding region: 216-623 (135 amino acids)
Molecular function (GO): carbohydrate binding
Source: RefSeq, a predicted model, not a curated record